This is a messenger RNA of Coregonus clupeaformis (lake whitefish), 849 nucleotides long. RefSeq names its product mucin-5AC-like. Lineage: Eukaryota; Metazoa; Chordata; Actinopteri; Salmoniformes; Salmonidae. The annotation marks the transcript as partial. The record is from RefSeq and is a predicted model, not a curated record. The transcript has 2 exons.
ACAGCAGCACCUACUACUACAACUACAACUGAAGCUCCUACGACAACCACAACUGCAGCACCUACCACUACAAUGACAACUGUAGCUCCUAUGAUUACUACAACAGCAUUACCUACUACUACAACUGCAACUUCAGCUCCUACGACAACCACAACUGCAGCUCCUACUACAACAACUUUAGAUCCUACUAUCACCACAACAGACGCGCCUACAACGACAACUGUAGCUCCUACGACUUAUACAACUGAAGUACCUACUACAACAACUACAAAUGCAGCUCCUACGACAACCACAACUGCAGCUCCUACUACAACAACUAUAGAUCCUACGACCACUACAAGAGAAGCACCUACAAUGACAACUGAAGCUUCUACAACAACAACUGUAGCUCCUACCACCACUACAACAGGAGCACCUACUACGACAACUACAACUGUAGCUCCUAUGAGUACUACAACAGCAUUACCUACUACUACAACUGCAACUUCAGCUCCUACGACAACCACAACUGCAGCUCCUACUACAACAACUUUAGAUCCUAUGACCACUACAACAGAAGCACCUAUAACGACAACUGAAGCUCCAACGACAACCACAACACCUACUACAACCAUUAAAACAGAAUCACCUAUAACAACAACUGUAGCUUCUACAACAACAACUGCAGCUCCUACGACCACUACAACAGCAGCACCUACUACUACAAUGACAACUGUACCUUCUACGACAACAACUGUAGCUCUUACGACCACUACGACUGCAGCACCUACUAUCACAACUACACCUGAAACUCCUACGACAACCACAACUGCUGCACCUGCUACGACAACUACAACUGAACUCCUAUGA